Cyclopterus lumpus (lumpfish) is the source of this 2441-nucleotide messenger RNA. Its product is annotated as UDP-N-acetylglucosamine/UDP-glucose/GDP-mannose transporter-like. The record is from RefSeq and is a predicted model, not a curated record. Gene Ontology annotation, cellular component: Golgi apparatus. The transcript has 12 exons. The coding region runs from base 120 to 1091 and encodes 323 amino acids. Lineage: Eukaryota; Metazoa; Chordata; Actinopteri; Perciformes; Cyclopteridae. Gene Ontology annotation, molecular function: GDP-fucose transmembrane transporter activity; antiporter activity.
GGGUACGUGUGCGCGGGUCUGCGCAUGCGCCGGAGAGUGUGUGGCGGCGGCGCAGCGAGCCGGCGGAGCGACGAUGGCAGAGGAAGAGCCGCGCAGAGGCGAGUGAGGACUCGGCGGGGAUGGCGGACAAACCUCUGCCGCUGUUCGUGAAGCUGUUCGCCGCAGGAUUUUACGGCGUGAGCUCGUUCCUCAUCGUGGUGGUGAACAAGAGCGUCCUCACCAACUACAGGUUCCCUUCGUCGAUAUGUGUCGGCAUCGGACAAAUGCUGGCCACAGUGGUCGUGCUGUGGGUGGGCAAGGCUUCGAGGGUGAUCAGCUUCCCUGACUGUGAUGAGAGCAUACCUCGCAAGACGUUUCCUCUGCCGCUCCUCUAUGUGGGGAAUCAAAUCACCGGUCUGCUGGGAACCAAACGGCUGAACCUGCCGAUGUUCACCGUCCUCCGGAGGUUCUCCAUCUUGUUCACGAUGCUGGCCGAGGUUCUCCUGCUCAAGAAGAAGUUCUCCCGGCCCGUCCAGCUGACGGUAUUUACAAUGAUCCUCGGGGCGUUCAUAGCCGCCAGCGCCGACUUGUCGUUCGACCUCCAAGGCUACGUGGUCAUCCUCCUGAACGACGUGCUGACCGCGGCCAACGGGGCCUACGUCAAACAAAAAUUGGACGCCAAGGUACUGGGGAAAUAUGGAUUGCUGUAUUACAACGCAUUGUUUAUGAUCAUUCCCACCGUGCUGUUGGCGCACGUGACCGGAGACAUGCAGAAGGCGGUGGAGUACGAUGGCUGGUCAGAUAUGUUCUUCCUCGCCCUCUUCAUCCUCUCUUGCAUCAUGGGGUUCGUUCUGAUGUAUUCCACCGUGCUCUGCACUCAAUACAACUCGGCGCUGACGACGACCAUCGUGGGCUGCAUCAAGAACGUUCUGGUGACGUACAUCGGGAUGGUGUUCAGCGGAGACUACAUCUUCUCUUGGACCAACUUCAUCGGUCUGAAUAUCAGCAUUGCAGGCAGCCUGGUUUACUCCUACAUCACCCUCACAGAGGAGCAGUCCAUCAAAGCGAGCGAGAACACCAAGCUGGACAUCAAGGGCAAGGUGGUCGUCUGAGAUGCACUGGACUUUACGCUGACGACACCAUUUUUAGUACUACUUUUAUUCAUUAAGUAUUAUUUUUGGGGAAACUUUCUUUCUCGGAGGCUGAGCCGUCACCCUGAAUCCCCUCCAGAGGGAUUGUGGGUUGUUUUUAAUUAAAAAAAGGUAUUUUAAUACGUGUGAGCAUCGCGAAGAAGGGGAAACAAUAAUAUUGAUGUGACAUUGACUGAACAUAAUGUUUCCUGAACGCGGGAGCGAACAGCUGGAAAUAUCCGUUAUUUAAAGGGGAAGUUCGGACCGUUUGAAGGUGUGUUUUUUUUUUUUUUUACCAAUGGAGUCUGGUGGCUUUGAAGAGGGCUCAGAUAACGGCUUCUCGCCGCUGGUUAAAGAGGAGAUAUUCUAAAUAUAACUUAUCCUGAUCCUUUUCAUGAGUCUAAAACACUUUCACUUUGCUCCGUCUGCUGUCGUAUGAAAAACACUCUUCAAAACAUCCGAACUGUCCCUUUUAAGAAGCGGAAUCGUGGUUAUUUUAAAGGCACAAUCCUUAUUUUUACUUCGUUUUAUUGCCCUUUUUUUCCUGUUUUGCUGUUUACAAGGAAUGUACCUUUUUUUCGAUGCCUUCGCAGUGAGCUGCACUGACGCUGUCGUUGUCCGUCGUGGUUUCAGGCUGGAGAUACUUUUCUUUAUUUUUUUGCGCGUACACUGUUUUAAAAAGCUCGUGAUCCUCGUCCUUCAAAAACAACCAAAGCGGACGGAGGCCGUCGAGGAUUGUGGCUUUAAAUAAAUAAAGGUUCACAUUUUGCUCCCUCGGUAUUACAUUAGAGUUUAUUAUUAUUAUUAUUAGAGUUUGUUGGGCCGUCGCUGGUUCUUUAAAUGCAGAAUUAACUAAACCGGACUUCUGGUUUGGGAUUUUUAAACGAGGGUCCGUUCUGUCUUUUUAUUUUUUUGGGAGUUUCUUGACAAUGUUAUCGCUACUUUUACCGAGGUCGCACCCACAGACUCCCGUUACCUUCAUUGUUGAGAUUAUUGUAUUCUGGAGGGUACGUUUCAGGUUUUUAUUUUUAAUUAUUACAAGAGACGCAUUUUUCUAAAACUUUUUAAAUAGUCGGGUACGAUAUUUUUUGAAUUUUUUUUUUACAUUUUUAUCUACUACUUUUUUAUAUUUAUUAUAGACUUAAUAUUCAUGUUGUAGGUGGAGUUUUGCUGAUCGCAUCUUUAAAACACAGUGACGAUGGAUUUGUAGCUGAAACACGAUGGUGUAUUUUUACAUGAAAAAGAAAAAAAACCUUUUAUUGACACGAUGCAUUCAUUUUGGAUUUGUUGUUGAGGUUGUGAUUAUAAAAAUACUAUUUUAUUCAAUCUCCA